Messenger RNA from Arthroderma uncinatum, 2064 nucleotides. RefSeq names its product general amino-acid permease GAP1. The record is from RefSeq and is a predicted model, not a curated record. Lineage: Eukaryota; Fungi; Ascomycota; Eurotiomycetes; Onygenales; Arthrodermataceae. Bases 1 to 2064 code for a protein of 687 amino acids. Gene Ontology annotation, biological process: amino acid transmembrane transport. The transcript is spliced from 4 exons. Gene Ontology annotation, cellular component: membrane. Gene Ontology annotation, molecular function: amino acid transmembrane transporter activity.
AUGCAAGAGGGAGACAUCCUCGACCGGGGCCAUAACCUCUGGAUUCCCAAAGUCGCAUUGGCCUGCAUAUUCUUCCCUGCGACCCGGAUCUCGGGCGGUCAAGCUCGCGCAUCCAGCACUUUCAUCGUCUCGGGCAGUGGCUAUCUGUUCGUGGACGGUGAGGUCCAGCUAUUAUCAAAGUCGGCGCCUCAACUGCUUCGUUUUCAUCUCUACGUUGAGCUUUGCGAAAAACCGACACACGACGCACACGACGCACACGACGCACACGACAGGCAGAGCCUGAAGGCGAAGAUGGCAGGGGAUCAGUACGAGUUGAACGAGGCCGAUGAAGGGAAAUUCGGGAUCUCAGAGCACGCAAACAGCAUCUCUCUUGAAGACGAACCGCGCAAGAAUUCAGUCGCUACCUUUAGAACUCGCUUCAUCGACAGCUUUAGACGAGAUCCAAAUGCAUACUUUUCAAGACCAGCGGGUUCAGAGGGCGGGUUUGAUGCAGAACAGGCCGCCGCUGCCACUGCUGCAUCGCCCUUGAGACGGGCGUUGAAGUCUAGACAUCUUCAGAUGAUCGCAAUAGGAGGAUCUAUCGGAACUGGUCUGUUUGUCGGCUCCGGAAAGGCUCUCGCGACUGGCGGGCCUGCAUCGGUGGUGAUAUCCUUCUUCCUCGUCGGAAUAAUGCUCUACGCAACCAUACACGCUCUCGGUGAACUCGCUGUCUGUUUCCCCGUCGCCGGUUCCUUCUCGCACUACUCUACUCGUUUUAUCGAUCCUGCUUGGGGGUUCGCCAUGGGAUGGAAUUACGCUAUCAUGUGGUUGACAUUACUCCCGCUCGAAAUCGUCUCUGCGGCAAUCACUGUUGGAUACUGGCAUUCCGGCAUAUCUCCUGCUGCCUGGGUCGCUAUCUUCUACACCCUCAUCGUCUGCAUCAACAUGUUCGGAGUAAGAGGAUACGGCGAGGCGGAGUUUGUAUUCUCUAUAAUAAAGGUCGUUGCGAUCAUUGGAUUCAUAAUUCUCGGAAUCACCAUCAAUUGUGGUGGUGGCCCGAACGGAGAGUACAUUGGAGGAAAGUUCUGGAGAGAACCCGGUGCUUUCAACAAUGGAUUCAAAGGCCUGUGCAGCGUCUUUGUUACAGCAGCCUUCACCUUUGGCGGAGGAGAGCUCGUUGGCCUGGCAGCCGCAGAGACAAGCAACCCGCGCAAGUCUAUCCCAACCGCAGUGAAGCAGGUCUUCUGGCGUAUUGUUUUGUUCUAUAUCGUCUCAAUGACCAUUGUUGGCCUCCUCGUACCAUAUACUGACCCACGGUUGCUCAACGGGUCUGGGAGCUCCGAUAUCAAAGCCUCCCCAUUUGUCAUUGCCAUCCAGGAUGCAGGCAUCAUUGGUCUCGACUCCGUUAUGAAUGUCGUUAUCAUGAUCUCAGUGCUGUCCGUUGGCAACGCCGCCAUUUAUGGCUCUUCUCGAACCCUUGCCGCCCUAGCGGAGCAACGGCAAGCUCCAAGGUUCCUCUCAUAUAUUGACCGUAAAGGUCGCCCAUUACUCGCCAUCAUUGCUGCCUCAACUUGCGGACUGCUUGGAUUCCUAGCUGCCUCCGACAAGCAGCAAGACGCAUUCACAUGGAUGUUGGCUAUAUCUGGACUUUCCUCCAUCUUCACAUGGGGUUCUAUUUGUUUAGCACACAUCCGAUUCCGUCAAGGUCUCAAGGCGCAAGGACGAAGCGUCGAAGACCUUCCAUUCCAAGCUCAGGGAGGAAUAAUUGGUUCCUGCAUUGGCUUUUCCAUCAACUGUAUAGUCCUAAUAGCUCAGUUCUGGACUGGAUUCGCACCUAUUGGCUACGCUGAGAUGUCGAAUGCUGCACGCGUGAAAAACUGGUUCUCAACCUACCUCGCCGCACCCGUUGUAAUAACAUUUUACAUCGUCUAUAAGGUGUGGCACCGUACAUCCAUUGUCCGCGCAAAGGAUAUGGAUCUAGUCACUGGCCGUCGCGAUCUCAACCUGGCUCAUCUGAUAGCGGAAGAGAGGGCCGAAAGGCUUUCCUGGCCGACGUGGAAAAAGGUUUACAAGUUUUUCUGUUAA